Nothoprocta perdicaria is the source of this 2776-nucleotide messenger RNA. RefSeq names its product phospholipid phosphatase related 5 (gene PLPPR5). Lineage: Eukaryota; Metazoa; Chordata; Aves; Tinamiformes; Tinamidae. The record is from RefSeq and is a predicted model, not a curated record. Bases 34 to 978 code for a protein of 314 amino acids. Gene Ontology annotation, molecular function: phosphatidate phosphatase activity. The transcript has 6 exons. Gene Ontology annotation, biological process: phospholipid dephosphorylation; signal transduction; phospholipid metabolic process.
CAGGGGGCUGCCCCGGCCGCCUCGCGCGCGCACAUGCGAGUGGCCGCGCCGCUGAGCAGCAUGCUUUACUUCCAGCUCGUCAUCAUGGCAGGCACCGUGAUGCUCGCCUACUACUUCGAGUACACAGACACCUUCGCGGUCAACGUGCAGGGCUUCUUCUGCUACGAGGGCGCCUACCGCAAGCCCUACCCGGGCCCGGAGGAGCGCAGCGCCGUGCCGCCCGUGCUGCUCUACUCGCUCACCGCGGGUGUGCCCGUGCUCGUGAUUAUCGUUGGAGAAACUGCAGUGUUUUGUCUACAGUUGGCUACAAAGGACUUUGAAAACCAAGAAAAAACAAUAUUAACUGGAGACUGUUGUUAUAUAAAUCCGCUAGUUCGCAGAACCAUCAGAUUUCUUGGAAUUUAUGCGUUUGGACUGUUUGCUACAGACAUCUUUGUAAAUGCUGGACAAGUAGUGACAGGGAAUCUUGCACCGCAUUUUCUUGCACUUUGUAAACCCAACUAUACAGCACUUGGAUGUAAACAGUACACACAGUUCAUCAGUAGUGUCCAUGCCUGCACCGGAAAUCCGGAUCUUAUCCUGAAAGCCAGAAAGACAUUCCCAUCCAAAGAAGCAGCACUAAGCGUAUAUGCAGCUAUGUAUCUGGCUAUGUAUAUCACCAGCACUGUAAAAGCCAGAGGAACAAGGCUUGCAAAACCUGUUCUGUGUUUGGGCUUAAUGUGCUUGGCUUUCCUUACCGGAAUCAACAGAGUAGCAGAAUAUCGAAAUCACUGGUCAGAUGUGAUAGCAGGUUUUCUAAUCGGAAUAUCUAUAGCUGUGUUUUUGGUUGUUUGUGUGGUAAAUAACUUCAGAGGACGUCAACCAGAGCAUGAACAUUCUCAUAUGGAUAAUCUGGCCCAGAUGCCAAUGAUCAGCAUCCCCAGAGUAGAAAGCCCUUUAGAAAAGAACCACAUCACGGCCUUUGCAGAAGUCACAUGAUAUUGACGCUGAUGUUUAUUCACUCCAUUGGACUUCAUCUCUUUUCACAGCCCACUCAUGAUAAUUACAGUGUAUCAAAAAUCAGAAAUUUUAAAAAGUCCUAUUUCUGACUUGAUUUUUACAUGAUUAAAUGAUAYCAACAUUUUGAAGAAUUCUUAUAUAUUAAAAUGUCACUGUUUACUUUUUGGUGGAAUGGGACGAACAGAGCACUAAUAGCAUUUAUCUGACAAUACCAUUUGUUUUGGCUUCUCAUUGUAUUAAAUGGUUCAUGUACUUAAUUCCAGCAGUACUUCAUAUUUUGAUYUUAAUUUGAUUUUUAAUUUGCAUUUUUAAUUCGGCAUGAAGGUGUUUCCAUUUGAAGCAGUUUCAGUGUAUAAAAACUAGGGAAAAAAAUUAUGUUCUGUAUGAAAAUGCUGUUUGCACAUUGUAUUACACUGUAUUCCRUGUAAGAUAUCAUUCAAAAUGUAUGUUAUAUGUAAGACUGGUGCUUCUGCUUUUGAAGAGAAAAAAAUGCCAAUUUUUACUGUAAUAAGUAUUGUAUCAUAAUUAAAAGUUUAUUUAUUUGGAUAUUUUCCUGACAUAAUUGUAGUUGAAUUGUUGUUUUGUAGUUCUUGAAUGUCUUGAAUGAUAUAUAUGUAUCUAGGUUAAAAGAGAUGAAAAUAAUAUAGAGAUUUUUGAUCAUUGAUAUUCUUUCUUACUGAUGAUACCCCAUAAAGGUUAAGGGCUCCAUUCUUAGGUCAGCAUAUCUGAUAGGAAGUAGUGCUAAGCAUGAAGCAUUCAAACAAAUUAUUCAAGGAAGCAUCUUCUCCUCACGUAUUUAUUACRCUCUGAUAAUAUGCUGGGAGAAUGGAUGCUAAGAUAUGAGGAAGGUACAUAUGUGUUUUCACUCUCCAUUUUCACCUUGAAGCACUCAUGCAAAAGCCAAAAUAACUGCAAAAAGGGGCCAAGGAGGUGAAAUAUAUCUCUGCGGAGCUUUCUGACUUGAUUACAAGAAAAUAUUCAUGGUGAAAGGUAUAGUCCGCCAGUCUGUACAGUGCUGGCAGGAACUGAUUUUUUUCAUCAUSAGGCAGUGGUAUCAUAUCUCCUUUGUCACUGUGAGUAAUCAGUUGAGUCUCCCCUUCCAAAGACAGCCUUGCUGUCUGUUCAUAGCRAAGUUGUCCUAUCAAAAUUGAGUGACAAAUAGAUUGGAAUGUUGUCAAUACUGAAGAUAUUUGUAGCAUCUGCUAGAACGUUUUCCUUCAACAACAGUGGGUGCGACACCACUAUAAACAUCCAGUGAUUUGCUGAAAUGAACAUAACCUUUUAGGCCUUAAAUUUUUCAUAAUAUAUUGUAUUCCUGUGGAUUAAUCAUUGGUAGAAAUUUUUUGAAACAGAUAACUGUAAAAUUGGGUAUAUUUUGUUUGUUGAAUUUUAAUGCAUUCCCACCUCGUUGUCCAGGGAAUACAUGCUUUUUAUUGUAACCUCUGCUUUCACUAAAAUACUUGCCUACCACUACCUAAAUACUGCUUGUGAAGCAAAGCAAGACCAGGUCGUCUUUGAGUGCAAUAGAGCAUAUCUCACAGAGUCAUUGUGCUAAACUGAGGAUUAGAGAAUAAAGAAAUACAUCUGAGGAAGAAAGAAUAGAGCCCUUAGCUACAAGAACGUUACUAGGUGAUUGAAAAUCCACCUUUAUUAGAAUUUCAGCUAUGUUUACAAAAUUUGUUUCACCAUCUUAGGCACACUUACCCUUCCCUUAGUCUAGUUGUGUAGGGCGCAAGGUACUAAUGAUUUCUCUGUGUGCAGAUUUAAAUGAAAUCUU